Molecule: messenger RNA, 2280 nt
Organism: Polistes canadensis
Lineage: Eukaryota; Metazoa; Arthropoda; Insecta; Hymenoptera; Vespidae
Gene: CD98hc
Product: neutral and basic amino acid transport protein rBAT
Exons: 11
Coding region: 281-2155 (624 amino acids)
Biological process (GO): amino acid transport; carbohydrate metabolic process
Source: RefSeq, a predicted model, not a curated record
AGAAUCGUUGAAUUUUUAACGACAGGGAGUUGCGCAAAAGAAUUAUUCGAUCUCAUUCGAGGGCUGUCAGUGGAUGCUGUUGGGUGGUGUUUAAGUUUAAGAUUCGAAUUAAGCUACGCUGGAUAAGAAAGAGAAAAAAAGACAAAGGACAGAGAUAGUUUGGGGUGAGUGUACAGAGUAAGCAAAGAAUUCUAUUACAAAAUUAAAAGUUCUCUAUGUGUUCUAUGAUAUACAUAUAUACAUAUAUAUUACGGCCUUGAGAAAAUCGUAUAGUGUAACUAUGGAGAGUGGGAGACAGAAUUUAGAUAACGACGAAACGAAGCAAUCGUCUCGACCGUCUUCAGUCGUUCCAACGUAUAAAUCUGAGACGGACGAGACUAAUUUGGUUUCCUUUGAUCAACAAUUAAAGUCUAACGAACUUUUAAACAUGGGAAAACAAAAUGGGGGUGAGAGUGAUCUCGAUGACGGGACAAAGGAGAGAAUGCUAACGGACGAGAGUACAAUUUCGCCGACUAAGGAUGCCACGGAGGUUAAAUUUAUAUCAGAAAAUGGAGAUGCAAAAAUCGAUAUUGAAACUCCUAAACAGACGCUUUCCGGAAUGGGAAAAGAAGAGUUGAUGAAAUUUGCUAAUGAUCCAUUUUGGGUUCGCCUACGAUGGUUUUUAUUUAUUAGUUUUUGGGUAUUAUGGGUCUCUAUGCUUGCUGGUGCUAUAGCAAUUAUUAUUGUAGCACCAAAGUGCGUAUCACCUAAACCUAAACAAUGGUGGGAAGAAAGUCCUAUCGUUAAAUUACAAUUUUCUGAUUCGCCUACUAAAGAUUUAAAAGGUUUUAAAUCGCUCUUGAAUGAAUUAAAGGAACAGCAUAUAAAAGCUAUUUCUUUACCGCCGAUAAUGAAAGGAAGUUUACAAGGGUAUACGGAUAAUUUCAUGGAAUUAGAUCCGCAACUAGGUGAUUUAAAUGAUUUAGAAGAUCUUAUAAAAGCUGCAAAGGAAAGAGAUCAGCAUCUUAUUUUGGAAUUAGAUCCUAACUAUUCUUCCAUGAACCACUCGUGGUUUGAACAAUCUGUUAUUAAAAAAGAUCCCUACACGGACUACUAUAUUUGGGCCGAUGGAAAAACUACUCCUGAUGGUAGAAGACAACCACCUAAUAAUUGGCUAAGCGUAAAUGGAGGUUCUGCCUGGGAAUGGAAUGAACAAAGAGGCCAAUAUUAUCUUCAUCAGUUUAAAAAAGCUCAACCAGAUUUGAAUUUCUCUAGCCCAACGGUGAUAGCAGAAUUUGGAAAUAUUUUGAAAUAUUGGUUGAAAUUGGGAAUUAGUGGUUUCCGUUUGGCAAAUACUCAAUAUCUGACAGAAGAUCCUUCUUUACGGGAUGAAUCUCUUAGUUCCAUACCGACUGAAGUUGAUAAUUAUCAAUCAUUGAUUCAUGUAUACACGCGAGAUCGACCAGAAAAUGCAGAAGUUUUAACAAAAUGGCAAGAAAUAGUUUACAAUGAAACUAAAGGACAAGGUUUAUUUGCGUUGCAAAAUGACAUUGGAGCAGAUAUUUUAGAAGUUUACAACGAGAAAAAAACAUUAAUUAGUCUUCCACAAAGUUCACAAUUUCUGACUACAGCAAAUGCUAGCAUAAAUGCAACUACUUUAAAUAAAGGUAUUUCACAGUGGAUAUCUAUUUCAUCUUGGCCUGGAUGGGAUCUAAAUGGAGAACAAUAUAGUUUACGACAACGAAUGGCACCAGAUAUAGCCGAUAGCAUAACUCUAAUGUCUAUGCUUUUACCAGGAACACCUAUUCUUAGAUUAAAUGAUACAUUAUCUGCCAAAAAUGCAUUUUCAAUAUUAGCUAAAGCUCGAACGAGUGCGACAUUCCUUUACGGUGAAACUGAUACUAGAGUCGUAAAUGGAACUGUUUUUGUUUAUACAAGGAGUUGGCUAAAAAGUGGUAAUCCAGGGUACCUAGUAGCAUAUCAAAGUGAAGAAUAUCCUAAGAUUAUAGAUAUAUCAUCUAUACCUGGAAUACCCGAAGAAGUGACUAUGCUUGCAUGUAGUCCUAAUUAUCCUCUAGAAGAAGUCUUGAAUAUAAAGUUACCUUCAAAUAUGAUACCUAUAUUACCCAAAAGUACAUUGAUUUUAACUUUUGUUCCCAAGGAUGAUAACAAUUAAUGCUAAAUAACAAUAAAUGCAUUUAAUACUCAAUAUUUAUAAUUAAUGUAAUUAUUUUAUGCAAGUGAUUUGCUUGAUGUUAAUUACAAUUACUAUAUCAUUAAAAAGAGUGGCAAAGUAUUAAA